This is a messenger RNA of Lachnellula hyalina, 1470 nucleotides long. RefSeq names its product putative translation initiation factor eIF-2B subunit beta (gene tif222). Gene Ontology annotation, biological process: translational initiation. The transcript has 3 exons. Gene Ontology annotation, cellular component: eukaryotic translation initiation factor 2B complex. The record is from RefSeq and is a predicted model, not a curated record. Gene Ontology annotation, molecular function: translation initiation factor activity; guanyl-nucleotide exchange factor activity. The coding region runs from base 1 to 1470 and encodes 489 amino acids. Lineage: Eukaryota; Fungi; Ascomycota; Leotiomycetes; Helotiales; Lachnaceae.
AUGCCUUCUCUACAGGCUGGCUAUGCGCCGAAUCUGGGCUUCUAUUUGAAGUCUUUGAAGGCACAGCCAGUAGAGUCGUCCAUUGAGAACUUGAUUUCACUUCUCAAACGCAGACAGAUCACAAAUUCGAGACCUUGUGCGGUGGCUACAGCGCAUCUACUUCUCCAAGUAGUCGCUAAAUUCAGGUGGACCAACAUCGACAAGCUCAUUGAGCGGAUACAGGAUGUUGGCCGACGACUCAUCGAGGCUCAGCCAAGGGAGAUGGUGGUGGGGAACAUAGUUCGUCGAGUUUUGGGCAUGGUUAGAGAUGAAGCCAAGGAGGAACGAAACGAUGAUGCCAGCGAUUCCGCAUCAAAUAGUCAGAUGGGCUCCCCCCGCCAAGAACAUAUCGACCAAGGAGCCUCACAUUUGGGAGGACCACCUCCAAAUUUCAGUCCCCUUAGAUACAGUACUACCGAUGACUCGGAUUCUACAGAGGCAAAUGGUGACGACGUGUUCGGAGGAAAGACUCAAGCGGCUUCUCGCCCUCCCUUAAUCACAUCUCAUACUUCAUAUGCUCCAGCAGGUGGACUUCCACCACAGAAGUCGAUGUUCCAACUACUAUCUGCCAAUCCGUCGCCGGCGUCAUCUCCUUCAGGCGCGCAGUCUCCUCAUAACACAUCAAACCUCAAUGCUACCUCCCUGUCUCACAGGUUAACAACAUCGACGAAAGAUUUGAAGGCAGAGGUUAUUGAAGGCAUCGAAGAGAUCGUCGAUGAACUUGACCAAGCGGACGAUAGAAUCGCUGCGCAGUCUCUAGAGUACAUCCACUCCAACGAGGUCAUACUGACGCAUUCGUCAUCAAGGAGUGUUCAGAAGUUCUUGUUGGAGGCUGCCAAGAAGAGGAAGUUUACUGUCAUCAUUGCAGAGUCGUACCCAAAUGAUCACGAGGCAACCCACAAAUCAGUCACUAGGUCUAUCAAAACAGACGCCGAGGGUACGGAUGAGCUGACUACGCCGAAGUUUUCAAAGUCUCUUUCUGACGCUGGGAUUACCGUCAUCCUUAUGACCGAUGCUACCAUUUUUGCGAUCAUGUCGAGAGUAAACAAGGUCAUCUUGGCAACUCAUGCAGUCAUUGCAAAUGGUGGCCUAAUUGCGGCUGCCGGCGCGCGUAUUAUUGCAAAAGCUGCCAGAGUGCACAGAACUCCUGUGAUUGUGGUUAGUGGGGUCUAUAAGCUCAGUCCGCAGUACCCUUUCGAAUUCGAAUCUUUGAUCGAGUAUGGCGAUCCUGGAAACAUUGUAAGAUAUCAGGAUGGUGCUUUGGUAGAAAACCUUGAGGUCGAUAAUCCUGUCUAUGACUACGUACCUCCUGACUUGGUGGAUCUCUAUAUCACCAAUAUAGGAGCACAUGCGCCGUCAUACCUUUACAGAAUCGUCGCCGACCAUUACAAGACCGAAGACAUCAAUUUCGAUAAGCCAGAACUCCAAUGA